Knipowitschia caucasica is the source of this 3567-nucleotide messenger RNA. The record is from the annotation of a GenBank genome assembly. Lineage: Eukaryota; Metazoa; Chordata; Actinopteri; Gobiiformes; Gobiidae.
AUGGACAGCGGCGGAAACAUGCGAAGUAACGAGGAGAGGGGCGCAGAGAAACACAUGGAUGACUACCUCAAAUCUAUCGGCCUGCAGCGUAAGAAGAUCGCCAAAGAUGGGUCGUGCUUGUUUCGGGCCGUGGCGGAACAGGUGCUGCAUUGCCAAAGCCUUCACUUACAGGUUCGACACAAAUGUGUGGAGUUUCUGAGGAAAAAUCGCCAGAGUUACGAAGCUUUCAUCGAAGGAGACUUUGAGGAGUAUUUGCACAAACUACGGGAUCCGCAGCAAUGGGUCGGGGAGGUGGAGAUCAAUGCGCUGGCUAUUAUGUACCAGAGGGACUUUUGGAUUUUCCAGGACCCUGGGAAAGCUGCUGUCAACAUCACAGCCAACGACUUCAAAGACAAGGUGCAGCUGUGUUUUCUGAACGGUAACCACUAUGACAGCGUGUAUCCACUCAGCCGCAUCCGGAACUCUGCCGUCUGCCAAUCGAUCCUGUACGAGCUGCUGUAUGAUAAAGUCUUCGCCGUGGACCACAAUCUGUUGGGGGUUUGUCAGAGGUCCGCCAAGUCCUCGGACUUUCUCAUCGACGACGUCAUGGCGGCCUGUCCCAGCAGCGAGGAGUCGGACAACGAGGCGGACGCGCUCAGGCCAGAGAACGAGACCUGUGCAUCUAUUGUCAAAUCAAAGGGUCGCGGUCGCGGUCGGCAGCUGUCCGAGCGAGUGAAGCGGUCCCUGAACCCGACUCUGCUCCGGAACGUUCAGUACGACGUGUGGCACCGCUCCAAGAAAGCUCAGCAGAAGAUGGACUUCUGUAUUGCGUCUGGAAUGCAGUACAACGUGGGGGACCGCUGCAAGGUGCGAGUCGAGGCCAGUGGCGAGGUCGUGAGCGCCACGGUGAAAAUGUUGUCUCCAGACAGCAACGGCCCAGUGACCGUUUUCAACGACAACUUUGGAGAAAUUAAAGUUCCGGUGUGGAAGCUGCGUCCGCCCACAGACAGCACCUGGAGCACUGUGGUCCGGGAGAAAAAGGUCAACAACGGAACUGGAGAGUGGGAGCACCGGGGCAGAGGCCGAGGUAGAUCUUCCACUGCUCCUCCCAGCGUGCCUCAGACCACAGCGCCACCUGCAGGAAGAGGAGCGAAGCCGCAGUCGUGGCCCCAGCCGCCUCCCGCAGAGGAGCGAGAGCCAACAAACACUAAGUCAGAGCCGCUGUGGUUUGGUCUGUCGAGCCAGCAACGUAUGGCCAAAGAGGAAGAGGAAAAAAGUGCAGCUUUAGUGGAGCUGCAGUUUCCCGACGACCGGAGCUUUCCUGCCCUCAGUGCUCAGACCGUAGCUCAGAGCGAAGGAGUGAAGAAGAAGGGAGUCGACAAGAGACGCUCACAGAAAAACUCUACCAGGAGGAGUCCAGUUGAGGAAGCAGUACCUGUGUCCUCUACUGGAGACGCCCCCAAAGGCACAUCUCUUCCUCCCUCCUCUCCGUCUCCUCCCGUCUCUGCUGCCUCUCAACCAAACGUGCCCCGUCAGUCGACCUCUGCUCCUCUGCCCCUUGCCCCCAAAACCUCAACGCCCAGUUUAGUCCCUUUGUCCGCGUCCAGUUUCUCUUUCGUGACCCCCGUUCUCCCGGCCGCAUCAAACUCCUCCUCGUAUCCUCAACUGGGUCCUAAGUCCUCAUCUCCUCCCACCUUCAUUGCUCCCAUCGCCCCGUCUCCCACUCAGGGUCUGAUCGCUCGGACCACACCGAGUCCUCCAGCAAGCGCCCCCACUCUCACCCACAACCCCCCACCGGCGAAGGAUGUCCCAGCCCCCAUGCUCACAAGUCAUUUGAAGACAACAUCUCGCAGUGAUGCUCCUGAGCCUCCAAACCUGAUCCAGCAUAUCCCAGUCCAGGUCCCUGCCCAGGUCCCUGCUCAGGUCCCUGCCCAGGUCCCUGCUCAGAUCCCAGUCCAGGUUCCAAUCCAGACAACUAUCCAGAAUCAAGACCUGAUCCAGGCUCCUCCUCGUCAGGUCCUGCCCACGAUCCCACACCACCAAACCCUCCCAAUUCAAAGCUCUCCUCCUUCACAUCCCGUUCCCUUCCAAGCCCCCUCCUCAUAUCCAUCUUCCCUACCCCCACACGAGGGCAAUUUCUCCCACCUGCCUCCCGCCUCCCCGUUGGCCUCGCAGACCCACACGGAGCCGCUCAAGUCAGGCUCUCCUCCGGACCAUGCCCCCCCUCCGGUCCAGCACCAGUACCUGCCUCACGUCACCCCGAUGCAGCAGCAGUUAGCUCAAAUCUACCAGGACCCUCUGUACCCGGGCUUUCCCAAAGGAGACGAUGGCCAGAUCAUGCCCACCCCGCCCAUGUCCACCAGCCAAUCAGGAGACGACCUGCCACGAGACACUAACGUUCUGAGAUUCUUCUUCAACCUUGGAAUUCAGGCGUACGCGUUACCGAUGCACGCACCGAUCAUAUACCUUAUGGCUCUGCAGCAGGCACAUACUGUGCAGCAGUCCCACGCUUUACAACAACAGUCUCAUUCCCUGCAGCAGUCCCAAGCUUUACAUCAGUCCCAAGCUUUACAUCAGUCCCAAGCUUUACAGCAGUCUCACCCUCUACAGCAGUCCCAUUCCCUGCAGCAGUCCCACUCGUUACCUCCUGGAGUCCCAUCUCGCUCCCCCUCUCCUGUCUGCCCUCCCCAUGAGCCUUACCACUCCUACAAUCCAGCCCCAAACGCCCGCCAACCCUCCUAUCACCCUCCCGAACACUCCACUCCUCCUCCCGCUCCCGUCUACAACCUGGAAACCUCCCAUGCACCGUACAACCCCACCACCUUUGAGUCCAAUCCGCACCACGGCUCGUACACCGCCGCGUAUGCCCCUGCCCCGCCGCACGUGCAGUGGCAGCACCAGCACACAAACCAAGCGUAUCCUGCCGCCAACUACCCAUACAGCCAGUCUUACUACCAGAACCACGCUCACCAUCAUAACCAGGGGCUAGUAGAGCAGCAGCAGCAGCAACAGCAGCAGCCACCCGCCAACGGUGACGCGCGGCUGGGGAUGAGGCUGGCCCGGCUCCCAGGGGCUCUGGACGCACCGGAGUCCGGGGGGAGUAUGAACGGGGGACAUAUGACCAUGCAGCCCGCAGUGACGAGCUUCGGUCACUUGAACCAUGAAGUUAGGGAGAACAUGAUGUUGCUGGUGGACCCUCCUCUGGACAAACCUAUUGUGAUAAACGUCCCAAAGUGCAGCAGUGGCCCCGGCUCCCCGGCGCUCUACAGCCCCUCCUCGCACCACUCCUCUGACUCCAGCUGCGCGCCGUUCUACAUGAAGGCAGCCAAUCACAGCGCGCCUCCUUACCACCCAUCCAACCACGGCGGCCCAUACAUGCCGGCGAAUCACGGCUCGGCGUUCCUCCAGGCCGAGUCCAUGUCGGUGAGCGUGGGGACCACGGACGAGGACUGGAACGAUCAAGAGACGCAGAGACAACGGGCAGCAGUACUCGCAGAGGGGAAGCAGGGGGCGCUCGUGAGCUACAGACACAGAUCUCAAUAUUUUCAUCUCUUUCAACCAAAGAAUCUUCCAACUGCUAUAAACUGA